Messenger RNA from Sciurus carolinensis (gray squirrel), 1610 nucleotides. It is a transcript of the gene Krt23, whose product is annotated as keratin 23. Gene Ontology annotation, molecular function: structural molecule activity. The record is from RefSeq and is a predicted model, not a curated record. NCBI's taxonomy places the organism in Eukaryota, Metazoa, Chordata, Mammalia, Rodentia, Sciuridae. The coding region runs from base 49 to 1317 and encodes 422 amino acids. The transcript has 8 exons.
GAGUGGAGCAGAGGCCAGCCCAGUCCAGCCCCAAACACAGAUGGGACCAUGAACUCCAGGCACAGCUUUAGCCAAACCCCUUCAGCUGCUCUCCAUGGCCCCAGAGGUGCCAGGGCUCAACCCAGGAGCUUCCCCCGAGCCCCCAGCGUGCACGGUGGCGCAGGGGGUGUCCGCAUCUCCCUUUCCUUCACCACACCAAGCUGUCUGCCCCCUGGAGGGUCUUGGGGGUCUGGAAGAGGUGUGUCCCUCCUAAGUGGAAAUGGGAAAGAGACCAUGCAGAACCUCAACAACCGCCUGGCCUCCUACCUGGACAAGGUACGCGCCCUGGAGGAGGCCAACAUGAAGCUGGAGAACCGCAUCCUGCAGUGGCAUCAGCAGAGAGAUCCGGGCAGCCAGAAAGAUUACUCCAAAUACGAGGAAAACAUCAGCCACCUGCAGGAACAGAUAGUGGACGGCAAGAUGACCAAUGCUCAGAUGGUUGUUCUCAUUGACAAUGCCAGAAUGGCGGUGGAUGACUUCAGUCUCAAGUAUGAAAAUGAACACUCCUUUAAGAAAGACUUGGAAAUUGAAGUCGAGGGCCUCCGAAAGACCUUAGAUGAUCUCACCAUCGUCACAACAGACCUGGAACAGGAGGUGGAGGGAAUGAGGAAAGAGCUCAUCCUCAUGAAGAAACACCAUGAACAGGAACUGGGGGAUCAUCAUGUGCCAAAUGACUUCAAGGUCAAUGUGAAGGUGAAUACAACUCCCGGAGAAGAUCUGAUCAAGGUCUUGGAGGAUAUGAGGCAGGAAUAUGAGUUUAUAAUAAAGAAGAAGCAUCAAGACUUGGAUACUUGGUUUAAAGAGCAGUCAACGGUCACAUCCCAAGAGACAGCCAGUCCAGCAACUGUGCAGGGCAGCCAAAGUGACAUCAACGAGCUGAGGCGCACUUUCCAGGCCCUAGAGAUUGACCUGCAGACACAGCACAACAGGAAAUCUGCUUUGGAAAACAUGUUGUCGGAGACCCAGUCUCGGUACUCCUGCCAACUGCAGGACAUGCAGCAGAUUAUCUCCCACUAUGAGCAGGAGCUGAUGCAGCUGCGCCAUGACCUGGAGUGUCAGAACAAUGAAUACAAGGUGCUCCUGGGCAUCAAAACCCACCUGGAGAAGGAGAUCGCCACCUACCGCCAGCUCCUGGAUGGGGAGAGCGAAGGGACGACGGAGGAAUCUAAAUCAAUUACAAAAGCAUCUGCAGCUCCAAAGAUCAAGGCCAUCACACAGGAGAGCAUCAAUGGAAGAAUAAUUCUUUCUCAAGUGAAUGAGAUCCAGAAGCAUGAGUGAAGCCAAUGUAAUUUCUGCCCAUUGUAAAAACUAUUCCCCCCCAAUGGAAAGCCCUUGCCUAGACACUAACGGGUGAGUCUUAAACAGUAUCCUUGGAGUUAUCAAACUCCAGAAACUUUUUUUUUCUUUGUAUAAUCUCACCAGACUUCUCCUAAUGUUCUUGAUAUACUGCUGAACUUUACAAAACAAAAUAUGAGUUUAUGAGAUGAAAACUCUGCUUUUCUACUUACCAUCUUCAGAUUCCCAUCAAUGUGCAUCUGGUUUGUAGCCAAUAAAACUCCACACAAGCUGCA